AUGAAUAUUCAAUUUAGUGGCACACGUAGUUGGCCAAAAAGAAUAAUCUAUGAUCGACUGAAAGACUUCUUUGGUGGAAGAGCUAUCAUUCGAUAUUAUUACAAUAUUAUAUUUUAUGUACUCAUGUUGUGUCUAUUCAGUUUUGUUAUGCUGGUCGACUACUUUCCAUACAAUAACAAUCGAGGUAAACGUAGUGGUUAUUCAAUUGGCAUUCCAAUUCCUGAAAUCAUUCUUCAUAUGUGUAUUUGGGGACUAAUCAUCGAAGAAGCUGUUGAAGUAUGUAAACAAUUCUUUUGA
Rotaria sp. Silwood2 is the source of this 297-nucleotide messenger RNA. The record is from the annotation of a GenBank genome assembly. NCBI's taxonomy places the organism in Eukaryota, Metazoa, Rotifera, Eurotatoria, Philodinida, Philodinidae.